AUGGCAACAAAAACGACAAUUACCUUAUCACCCAUAAAACGUUGUCAUGCUUCAACAAUGUCAAGAAAACGACGUUUAUCAUCUUUACUAAUUAAUAAUCGUAAACACCAACUGGAUUUAUCAUUAACAAUACCCAUAAUUCAUUCUCUACCGACGAAAAUCACAGCUAGUUGUGAAAAACAAAUGAUGCCAUCAAUGAAAUUACCUGAUCUUGUCAAUGAUAUUAUGAUUGAGCAACAACAACAACGAGAAGUUAUUGUUAAUAUUGCCACUAUGUUAAGAAAAAUUGGUGAUCAAAUCGAUGAACAACUACAGAUAAACAACACUUCAUCAUCAAUCGAUCACAGAUUUGGCCAACGAACCAUUACACUUAUUUAUCGUUUAUCUCGUAUACUUCGUUGUUUCUUGUAA
Rotaria socialis is the source of this 411-nucleotide messenger RNA. NCBI's taxonomy places the organism in Eukaryota, Metazoa, Rotifera, Eurotatoria, Philodinida, Philodinidae. The record is from the annotation of a GenBank genome assembly.